This is a messenger RNA of Prorocentrum cordatum, 570 nucleotides long. Lineage: Eukaryota; Dinophyceae; Prorocentrales; Prorocentraceae. The record is from the annotation of a GenBank genome assembly.
GACGCCGGGCGACCUUUUGGGCAGCCUGCCCAUCCGGAGGCGCAUCGGCGUCACGGGGGCCCGAGACAUGGGGGAGCAGGCGGGGCUGCUGGCGCUCGGGGGGGGCGCGGCCACGGCCUCCGGGAGCCGUUCCAGCGGAGCCGCAGCGCCGACCGUGGAGCCAGCCGAGCAGGAGGAGACGAGGAAGGGGGAGGGGAAGGGCGAGCCCGCGCCCGCCAAGCCCGGCUACGACCCAGGGGCCAAGCGCCCUUGCCCAGGGGACGGCGCGGGCGGUGCUGCAGACAAGCGCCAGCGCCCCCUGCCACAGCAGCCCAGCGAUCCCGACCACGAGAAGGGGACCGCGGCGCUGUUCAAGGGGUGCAAGGAGAACUGCAAGGCGGGCCGGUACAUGAGCCCCGACGCAAUGGAUGGCAACAACGCCUUGUUCAAAGUCCGGAUGUUUACUUCCUGGUUGGCCGAUAGGCAGGGGGGGGCUGCUGGCGCGGCCGCGUAUUUGCCACACGAGAAGGAGUUCUUCAAGUUCGUCGUCCAGUGGCUGCUGGAGGGCGACACCUGGGCGUGCAUGCCGGC